Acanthopagrus latus (yellowfin seabream) is the source of this 2623-nucleotide messenger RNA. RefSeq names its product protocadherin beta-16-like. The record is from RefSeq and is a predicted model, not a curated record. The transcript has 2 exons. Gene Ontology annotation, biological process: homophilic cell-cell adhesion. Lineage: Eukaryota; Metazoa; Chordata; Actinopteri; Spariformes; Sparidae. Bases 128 to 2608 code for a protein of 826 amino acids. Gene Ontology annotation, cellular component: plasma membrane. Gene Ontology annotation, molecular function: calcium ion binding.
GAUUCCAGCAUAAAGAAACGUUUCACUGGAAGACCCGCGGUGACUAUCAUCAUUUACUUACGGGACUGUUUAUCCUUUCUCUAAUACAACAUCACCUUCCAAGGACUCAAUAACGGAUUAAUUCGCAAUGGCUAAUCAACAUCGCUAUUGUUCCCGGCAAGGGUACGUUUCCGCGUUUCUCUUUCUCUCUGCCAUAGUGAACACUGUCUCCGCCGUCACCCUUUAUUCCAUCCCCGAAGAAAUGGAGGAGGGAUCGGUUGUUGCUAAUUUAGCAUCUGAUUUGGGAUUAGACGUGAAGACUCUGAAUAAAAGGAAAAUGCGCGUAGACGUUGUAGGCAAUAAAAAGUACCUGGACAUCAACAAAGACACAGGAGAGCUGAUUAUUUUGGAAAGGAUUGACAGAGAGUUUUUAUGCCCACUGAAGACUGCUACAUCGUGCUUUCUUAGAUUAGAUGCUGCAAUUGAAAAUCCAAUACGAAUGUUCAACAUUGAGGUGGAAAUCACGGACAUUAAUGAUAACGCUCCUCAUUUUCGACGAGGAACCAUGCAUUUAGACAUCUCUGAAUCCACCUCUGUUGGAGAGAGAUUCUCUUUGAAUAAUGCUGCAGAUCCAGAUGUUGGAACGAAUUCUGUGAAAAAUUACAAUCUAGGUGAGAAUGAACACUUCUCUAUUGAAAUUCAAACAGGACGAGACGGGACGAAGUUUGCAGACUUGAUCCUGAAAAAAGCUUUAGACAGAGAGAAGCAGGCUGUUCAUAAUCUGAUACUGACUGCAGUGGACGGUGGAGUCCCCACGCGCACAGGUACAGCCAGUAUAAUUGUUCGCGUGCUCGAUGUGAACGACAACGCCCCUUCAUUUGACAAAGACAAAUACGUCAUAGAAGUGAUGGAAAACUCUCCAAUAGGCAGUCUAGUGAUCAAACUGAAUGCUACUGAUUUAGAUGAAGGCUCGAACUCUGAUAUUGUUUAUUCAUAUAGUUUGUAUACAUCAGAGAGAACGCAGCAGAUGUUCAACUUGAACCCAGAAAAUGGUGAAAUCAGAGUGAGAGAGAUGAUCAAUUAUGAGGAUUUUAAGAUUUAUGAGAUGGAAGUUAUUGCCAGCGACAAGGGGCCGAACUCUUUAUCUGGACAGUGUAGACUGACAAUACAGGUGACAGACAUGAAUGAUAAUCAUCCAGAAAUAUCCAUCAAAUCAUUUCAGAGUCCAGUCAAAGAAAAUGUGCCAUUAGACACAGUGAUAGCUGUAGUUAGUGUCAGUGAUAAAGACUCAGGAGACAAUGGAGUGGUGGAUCUUCAUAUUCCAGAUAAUAUGCCUUUCAAACUGAGGGAGUCCUCUGAUAACUAUUAUGAAUUAGUGGUGUCAGAGCCGUUAGACCGUGAGAAGGUCCCAGAGUAUGACGUCACGUUCACCGUCACAGACAGAGGUUCUCCUCCUUUAUCUGACAAUGAGACUAUGACGUUAGAGCUGCUGGAUGUUAAUGACAAUGUUCCACAGUUCCCACAGUCAUUUUAUACUAUACGUGUGAUGGAGAAUAACGCACCUGGGGCCCUGCUCAGCUCACUCACUGCGUUUGACCCUGACCUCCAUGAAAACCAGUAUCUGGUUUAUUUCAUCCUGGAGAAGGAGAUAGCCAACACCUCCAUGUCCAUGCUGUUCUCCAUCAAUCCAGAGAACGGGAAUCUUUACGCACUGAAAACUUUUGACUAUGAGAUCGAGAAGGAGUUUCUUUUCCACAUCGAGGCCAGAGACUCUGGCUCUCCUCCUCUCAGCAGUAACGUCACCGUCCACAUCAUCAUCGUGGACCAGAACGACAACGCUCCGGUCAUUGUGUCUCCGUGGCGCGCACACGGCUCUGUGGUGGAGGAAAAGAUCCCCAGAUCCACCGAUAAAGGCUCCCUGGUUGCCAAGGUGAUAGCCUUAGACACCGACUCGGUGCACAACUCUCGGAUUACCUACCAGUUUCUACAGGUGACUGACGCCACCUUGUUCAGUCUGGACCAAUACAACGGAGAGAUCCGGACUAUGAGGAUGUUCAGUUACAGAGAUCCGCGCCACCAGAGACUGGUUGUUAUCGCCAAGGACAACGGACAGCCCGCUCUCUCUGCUACAGUCACCAUCAAGCUGUCCACAGUGGAGACUGCCGUGAAGGCCUACUCUGACCUGACUGAGGUGCCUCUAGAAUACGACAUCUUCUCGGACCUCAACCUGUAUUUGGUCAUCGGUCUGGGCUCAGUGUCUUUUCUCCUGCUCAUCACCAUAUUGGUCACCAUCGUGCUCAAGUGUCAGAAACCCAAGGCCAGCAAAGCGGCUCCUCCCUGCAGGAACAGUGUGCUCAGUGAGAGGAACUCCACCAUCGCAGACUCCACUCUGGUGUCCAACGAUGCCUACUGGUACAGUCUGUUUCUAGCAGAGACCAGGAAAGGGAAGCUGGUGGUCAGACAGCCUGUGCCAAAGGGCUCCAGAUACAUCGUGUCCAGUUUACCAAGAGGCACAGGACUGACAGACACUAGUGACUCAGCUGCUUCUACUCUGCAGGUAUGGGAAUACAUCUAUUUAGCAUAUGUGACACAGACGUACACCCUGAAUAUUCAUCAAUUCCACUCUUAAGUGACCAUAGUAGUA